This is a messenger RNA of Hibiscus syriacus, 1142 nucleotides long. Its product is annotated as hydroxyacylglutathione hydrolase 1, mitochondrial-like. Gene Ontology annotation, molecular function: hydroxyacylglutathione hydrolase activity. The record is from RefSeq and is a predicted model, not a curated record. NCBI's taxonomy places the organism in Eukaryota, Viridiplantae, Streptophyta, Magnoliopsida, Malvales, Malvaceae. Bases 66 to 1049 code for a protein of 327 amino acids. The transcript has 8 exons.
CAGCCCACAAUAUUCAUUCUCUCUCUCUCUCUUUAAAAGAGAAAAUUUUCAUUUUUGAGAGAAAUAUGCAAAUGCUCUCUAAAGCUUCAUCUUCCAUGGCCUCCGUUACUUGUUCCAAGGUAAGGAGUGGACUUUGUGUGUGGCCAGGGUUGAGGCAGCUUUGCAUAAGAAAAGGUCUCGAGUAUGGUUUGUGGUUAUUAUCAACCCCCUUCAAAACCUUGCGCGGAGCAAGUCGCUCUCUUAGGGUUGCUGAGUUUUGCAGUGUUUCCAACAUGUCUUCGUCAUUACAAGUUGAAUUGGUGCCAUGUCUUCAAGACAAUUAUGCUUAUCUUUUACAUGAUGUUGACACUGGCACUGUUGGUGUCGUUGAUCCAUCAGAAGCUGUGCCAAUUAUUGAUGCUUUAAGUCGGAAAAACUGGGAUUUGACUUAUAUAUUGAACACCCAUCAUCAUCAAGAUCACACUGGUGGGAAUGCAGAGCUGAAAGCAAGAUAUGGAGCAAAGGUUAUUGGUUCGGCAAUAGACAAGGACAGAAUUCCUGGAAUUGAUAUUGUUCUAAAUGAUGGGGACAAAUGGAUGUUUGCAGGUCAUGAGGUGCAGGUCAUCGAAACUCCUGGUCAUACCCGAGGCCAUAUCAGCUUCUAUUUUCCGAGUUCUGCAGCAAUAUUUACUGGAGAUACUUUGUUCAGCUUAUCAUGUGGCAAGCUUUUCGAAGGAAAUCCGGAGCAGAUGCUUUCUUCCCUUCAGAGGAUCACGUCUCUGCCUGAUGAUACAAAUAUAUAUUGCGGUCACGAAUAUACUUUGAGUAGUUCAAAAUUUGCAUUAUCCAUUGAGCCCAAGAACAAUGCGCUUAAGUCGUAUGCAGCACAUGUAGCUCACCUUCGCAACAAGGGGUUGCCUACGAUUCCAACUACAUUAAAAACAGAGAAGGCGUGUAAUCCGUUCCUUCGGACAUCGAGUGUGGAAAUCAGGCAGGCACUAAAUAUUCCGGAGGACACAAAUGAGGCUGAAGCCUUGGGCGUCAUCCGCCGAGCAAAGGAUAAUUUCUAGGGUUUGUUGAGACUCCAUUGCUGUAUGUGUAUAGAUGUUAGCUCUUCCAAAUGUGAAAUAAUAAAAAAAAACCACAAUAUUUACCAAUGCCAA